Tuber melanosporum (Perigord truffle) is the source of this 3931-nucleotide messenger RNA. RefSeq lists its product as uncharacterized. The transcript is spliced from 4 exons. Gene Ontology annotation, cellular component: nuclear pore. The record is from RefSeq and is a predicted model, not a curated record. Gene Ontology annotation, biological process: intracellular transport. NCBI's taxonomy places the organism in Eukaryota, Fungi, Ascomycota, Pezizomycetes, Pezizales, Tuberaceae. The coding region runs from base 1 to 3393 and encodes 1130 amino acids.
AUGUCUAAACGCCGAUCAGAGAGCCAACUGACUAGAGAACAAUUCGACAAGAUGAGCUCGAAUGGUUUCAACUUCUCAGCGAAUCGCGUAGGAAAUGGAGUUGGGGGUGGUCCGGAAGACGUUACCGAUCCUUCCAUGAUGGCAGAUAGAGCUACUCUCUCUCAUCGAAAAAUAGCACCCCUGAAACGGGGCCGUGGUGGUGUCAGAGCAGGAGCCAGGACUGGAGGAGGUGACAAUAUUCCGAAUCUUUUCUCCGGAGUAGCCGGGGGUGUGACAUUCGGUGCCUCCAAUGGAACGGUGCAACAACCACAACAGUCUUUCGGUGGGUUCGGAUUUGGAGCGACAGGCAAUAAUAGUUCUACGUCUACCGGGUUUGGCGGGAGUUCUGCUGGAGGAUCCUUCGAAUUUGCGGCUAACAAUAAUAAUGGGCAACAAGAGCAAUCGAAGCCCAAUCCCUUCGCAUCUCUUGGCGCAAGCAGCAAUGGGACUAUGUUCCAGACAGCGGCCCAGCCUCAAGCUACAUCUUUAUUUGGCGGUAAUUCAUUUGGUUCCAACAACGCAAGUCAGACCUCUUCAGCAACCCCUGCUCCAAGCUUUGUCUUUGGAGCUACCAACAACAGCUCUACCCCCGCUCCUCCUGCAACGGAGAAUUUUAAUAAAACUCCUUCCUUUACUUUUGGUAGUGGAAAUACCAGCACACCGACAAUGUUUGGCGGCACAGGAGAUAGCAGCAAUAACAACAAGUCGUCGUUCACCUUUGGUACAAACAGCGGUGUAAGCGGAGCGGCUUCUCCGGUUGCUGCCCCUGCCGCUUUUGGCAGCUUUGGUUCCAACGCCGGCUCUUUGGCUCCUCUCUUUGGAAGCACCCCGAGCCCUGCCCCAGUUCUCGAGAAGACUCCCGAGCCGACUCCUGCCAUCGCGGCUCCUCAGCCAACGUUUUCCUUCGGUGCCGCAACACCGGCCUCAUCAUCUACCGGAAACUCUUUGUUUUCAAAGCCCUCGGAACCGUUGUUCAAGCCCACCCCAUCUCCCGAACCGCUGGCUUCAGGUAGUCUCUUUGGAGCACCUAAGCCAUCGCCGAGCCCUGAGCCGUCGGCUGCAAGCCCUGGGCUGUUUGGGUCUCAAACUACUGCCUCUACUGGAUCUGGUGGUCUGUUUAAUUCUUCUGCUGCACCUGUUGUUAAACCGCCUACUUUUACUGGAUUUGGUCCUCCUGCGCAACCGCCCACACCUAACGCAGAUGAGAAGCCGCCGACGUUCUCGUGGGGCCCACCUAGUGAAGAGCCAAAGAAGGCCGAGGAAGCUCCCAAUGCCCCAUUUGGAGGGUUCGGUGCCCAUACGAUCGACCCCCAGCAGGAAGCGCCCGCUCCCAAGCCCUUCACUGGCUUUGGUCAAGGACCGGAGGAGCCUGCCAAGCCUUUGUUCGGAUCCUCGGCUCCCUCGACAAUUGGGUCAGGUCUUUUUGGGAAACCGGCUGAGAACAGGCAAGACACCCCGGCGCCUUCCACACCUAGUCUCUUCAACAGGCCGGCCGAGACCUCAACCCCUAGCUCCUUUGGUAAACCCACUGAGACUAAACAGGAUACACCGGCAGUUUCCGCUGGUUUAUUUGGAAAGCCUACUGGACCUUCAACUUCCAACUUUUUCGGUAAGCCGGCGGAAGCGAAGCAGGAUACUCCUGUAACCGGGUUAAAGAAAGCGCCUACGUUCGAAGGUUCUCCAAUUACUUUCGGGAAGAAUUCCGUUUCUGCUUACGGUGGAUCCGGUAUUUCGCCGUUGUCUCCGGCACCCGUCAAUCAGUUUGUUCCACCUGCUCCUCCUGCACCCAAGGCUGCUGAGCCGACUGUUUUCAGUGCGGCCAACGUUCGAACACCAUCGCCUCCACUGCCAUCAGAUGCUACUUCAUGGGCACCGGCGCAGCUCACGGAGUAUUAUAAUCUCUACGGACUUCGCUCUUUGAACUAUAGGUUUUUGGAAGCACUUAUGAAGGCUGAUCAAUUUGGUGAUUGGAGCUCUGCUUGCGAGAUCUAUGUUAGGGAGGCCUCGCGUAUCAAGACUUGCCAGGAGAAUGGGGAGAGGUAUAAAGGGGCUUCUGGGGGGCAUGCUAAGAGGGCGUUGACGGAGGGCGAGGACGGUGGAGGGAAGAGAAGGAAGGAAGAAGACUCGACUAAAAGAUCGAAUUUUUCGGAUUCCCCCCUUGGUGUUAAUGCCGAAAAGAAGGAUUGGCAAAGCCUGUCCAGUGCACCGUUAUUCGGAUUCAAGCCGCCUUCCCUAUCUGAUGCGAAGUCGAGCUCUUCCUCGCACCCCGCGCCGCUGCCUACCGCGCCUCUUUUUGGGUUUAAGCCUCCGGAGGGUGGUGAUGGCAACAAUUUGUCGAACGGGCGUAAGCUGGCGUCGGGCCCGGUUCACGGGUUUAAGCCCCCCGGGGCACUUGGGGAUAAGGGCGAUAAGCCGAAGACAGGUGGAAGCGUGUUUGAUAGUCCCAGCGCGCCUGUCAAUAACAGUGGCUUCGUGAAUCCGUUCUCGAAGGUCAGCACAGACGACAUUGUGGUUGAGGAGGAUGAUGACGAUAAUGUGGGUGCCAACAAGAAGGCUAGCAGUGGCAGAAGCCUUUUCGACCGGAUAUCAGAGCCACUCACGGAUAAGAAAGAGGGUGGAUUCUUUGGAAGUCCAAAAAUUGGGUUCGGUGAACCAUCCUUACUUGGUAAAAAGGUUGAUGACGCCAACCCGAAUAGCCUUUUUGGCAGUGUCAGCGAAUCUGCUUCCGCUUCUUCUACCUCGGCCGCAACGCCUUCUCUCUUUGGCACCGCCACAACCAGCAAGCCAGAGGUCGGCUUUUCGUUUGGUGGCCUGAAUAAGCCAGCAGGCUCGAUAUCCGUGCCCCCUUUGAACCCCAGUCUUCUCCGACCGACCUCAGCCCUGUCCCGUAAUAGUAGUGACGGAAAUACGACAAGCGCUGUAUCCACUCCUGGUGCAACAGAAACUGAUGCCUCGGAACCCAAUGAUAACGCUCAUAAUGCAAAGAACGACCUUGAUCUCUCCGGCCCUGGUCCUGGAGAGGAGGACGAGGAUUCGAAAUACCAGAUGAAAGCCCUUGUAUAUGAGUCCACCAAGGAGUCUUUCAAGAAGACCGGCUCGGGUACUCUCCGUGUACUCAAGAACCGUGAGAACUGUAAGGCACGUAUUGUCGUCCGCACUGAUAUCGGAAAAGUCAUCCUCAAUGUCGGUCUCAAUAAGUUGCUUAAUUACACUGUUGUGGACGACAAGAAGAAGAAUAGCAUACGGAUCCCAGAAUUCCUGCCCGGCGGUUCAACGAGAACUUGGCUAGUGAGAGUAAAACUAGCAGAAGAUGCGGCAAGAUUGGCAACGGUUAUGAACGAGGAGAAGUUAUGAAGAAUGCUCUACUGAGUUAGAGCGGUGUUUCUUUUCUGCUUGUCUUUUCUGUUUUCCUCCAUCUCCUCUUUCCCCCCUGCAGCUAAAUUUCCGUCCCCUUCCACAAAGGCUUUGCUCCUAUUCCAUAAAAAUGUAUUUCAUCUUUUAUAUUUCAUUUUUCUCCUCGGAAACCAACAUGCAUUCCGCCAAUUCUUUGUUUUGUUUUCUUUUUUCUUUCUUUCUCUUUUUCUUUUACUGCAAAUUCAUCAAUUGGAUAAAUGGGUUUUAUCAUUCCGUAGGGUUUUUGUUUUAUUAUUUUUUCUGGGAAAAAAUCUAAUUUCUGUUUUCCGUUCUUUUCUUUUCCCCAUCUUCUACUCGAGUACUGAGCCGUGCAUCAUGUGUGUCUGUUUCUCUCCCCCUCUCUACCUGUGUGCGUGUCCGCGUGUGUAUUUGUAUAUUAGUUAACCCCCCCUCUUUUAUCCUUGCUUCUACUUGUGUUGCUCCCGUAGCAUAAUCCGGAGUAUCGUAUCGUAUCGUAACAGUAGCCUUUUGUUGUUAA